AUGCUCCUUAUCGUGUCCGUCAUGCUGGGAUACAUGUAUGUGCAGCUCAUCUCGUGGCCAUGGAAGCUCCCUGCCCUAAACGGCUUCGAUUCCGUUAUCAGCAUCGCUCUGAUCUUGAUGAUGGCUAUUUUGGGAGCCUUCGCCCCGGACUUGAGCACUGACGUACAGCAGAGGCUUACGAACGCGGUCAUCGGAAUCAUCUUCUUCCUCAACGUCAUGGUGUUUGCAAUGCUCUGUGUCACCGCCUCUGCGCUGAUUCGUCUGAACGUCAUGGGCGGCUCGCAGGAGAGCGUGAUACUGGCGCUUGGCAAGACUCCGCAACCACACAUGUUGAGCCAGAAGUUCCUCAUGCUCUCCACGAAGGUCCAGGAGUCGGGAGAAAAGAACUUUGCAAAGUUGCUCGAGAAUCUUUCCGUCUACGACCUGCGCAUGAUGGCACAGAUCAUCACAGCUGUGGGCACCGAGGUGGGUGAGGCGGGCUUAAUUAUGUCGAGGCGUUCGCAGAUGUUGUCUACCUCCUCGGUAUCGAAGGUGCAGAUGUUGGAAGAGAACGCGGCGAAGAAGGAGGCGGAACUGGAACAGGAGAAGCGGCCAGACGAAGAAGCAGAAGCUGGGUCGCAGCCAGGAUGGCAACCGCCCAAUCCCUUGAACCAACAGACAGAGUCCACAUGGUUGUAG
This is a messenger RNA of Symbiodinium natans, 678 nucleotides long. The record is from the annotation of a GenBank genome assembly. NCBI's taxonomy places the organism in Eukaryota, Dinophyceae, Suessiales, Symbiodiniaceae.